AUGGGGAUUGGGGGCAGAGUUUUUAAUUGGGUAAAGGACUUUUUGAAUGAUAGGAAGAUUCAAGUUAGAAUAGGGUCAGAGAUAUCUUGUAAGUAUGAAGUAAGUAACGGCACUCCCCAGGGGAGCGUAGUUAGCCCACUAUUGUUUCUUAUCAUGAUUAAUGAUGUUUUUUCAGAGGUACCAGCAGAUAUAGGAAGCUCACUGUUCGCAGAUGACGGAGCACUGUGGAAGAGAGGGAGGAACACCAAACAUAUAGUCACUAAGGUGCAGACGGCGAUUGAUGGGGUGACAGAGUGGGGAUUAGAUUGGGGGUGUAGGUUUUCAGUAGAGAAGACUCAAACUAUAAUUUUUACCGGGAAGAGGGUGGGAGUAGAUGUGUCAUUGAGUAUGUAUGGUAGGCAGCUGGAGAGGGUUGAGGCAUUUAAGUAUUUGGGGGUGGUAUUUGAUAAGAGGUUAAUCUGGGUGGAUCAUAUCAAGCGGGUAGAGGGUAAGUGCAGGAAAGUGUUGAAUGUGAUGAGGUGUCUUGCAGGCAGAGAAUGGGGGGCGAGCUGUGAUGCAUUAAAAACAGUAUAUGUAGCUAUGAUUAGGUCAGUUAUAGAUUAUGGGUGUAUAGUAUAUGGAUCAGCAGCAAAGUCCCUUCUAGGAAAGUUAGAUACGAUCCAGACAAGUGCAUUAAGGAUCUGUAGUGGGGCCUUCUGGACGUCACCAGUACCUGCAGUACAGGUGGAGUUGGGUGAGAUGCCGCUAUGCCUGAGGCGCAAACAUCUCAUAGCAAACUACUGGAUUAGUUUAAAGGGCAGCAGUGGUACCCACCCCACAAAAGGAGUGAUAGAGGAGUGUUGGGAGGAGGGGAAAGGUAGGAGGGAGCAUUUUGGUAGGAUGGGGAAUAGAAUAGCAGCAGAGCUUGGGGUGGGGGAGAUGGAGGUAGACCUAACAGUAGUGUAUCCAGCAAUGCCACCAUGGAGAAUGGUAUGGCCAACAGUGGAUUGGAGUGUAAUGGGAAAGAAAAGGAAAGAGGGAGGACAGGUAGGCUUGAUUAGCGUAGUUAAUCAGCGCCUGAGGGAAGAAUAUAGCGGAUUUGUUCAUGUAUACACAGAUGGGGCAAAACAACCUGAGACGGGGGUGACAGGAUUAGGGGUAGUGGUGCCAUCGAGAGGAAUUGAAAUCAAUAGAAGGACAUCAUACGGUCUAGCGGUAAACACAGUGGAGAUGUUGGGGGUGUUGAUUGCACUGAAAUGGGUGGAAAAAGUAAAGAGGGUAGUUAUAUGCACGGAUUCAGCAUCAGUAUUAGCUAGCAUUAGAUCGUUCCAUUCAAGCAGCCGUCAGGGUUUAUUAUGUGAAAUAUUACAGUCAGUGACAAGAAUAGUACAGCAGGGGGGCCAGAUCAGUUUUUUAUGGGUUCCAGCACAUAUAGGGGUGGAAGGAAAUGAGAAGGCAGACGUGAUGGCUAAGGAGGCAUUAGGGAAGGAAUCAGUGGAGCUGAAUGUUAGGUUAAGUAAAGCGGAAGUUAAGAGUAUGAUAUGGGAAAAGCUUAUUCAAAUGUGGUAG
Molecule: messenger RNA, 1548 nt
Organism: Xyrichtys novacula (pearly razorfish)
Lineage: Eukaryota; Metazoa; Chordata; Actinopteri; Labriformes; Labridae
Source: the annotation of a GenBank genome assembly